AUGCAACGGAUUGUAAAACCGAAGAACGCGCGCUCCAAAAGAGCACUUCAGGCUCGAGAACCGAAGCUAGUCGAAGAUGCGAAAAUAUCAAUAUUCGUCAAAUCAACCCAAACAUCCGAAAGGGUUAGGAUCGCCCUCAGCGAACUGCAUCAGCUGAGAUCAUCAGCACAUUCGAUCCAAUUCGCCAAGCGCAAUCUCAUUCACCCCUUUGAGGAUCCGAGUAGCCUACAGUUCUGGUCGGUCAAAAACGAUGCGAGCUUAUUUCUAAUAGGCAGUGAUAGCAAGAAACGCCCGGAUAACUUGACGUUCGUUAGGAUGUUCGACCACGAAGUUCUGGAUAUGGUCGAAGUCGGAAUCGAAGGCGCAGUGUCCUUGGCUGAUAUCAAAGGACCGAAAACAUCACCCGGCCUGAUCCCGCUGUUUCAUUUUGUCGGUACCCUCUGGGAUUCAAAUGAAAGAUACAAACAAUUCAAAUCAAUGUUGCUAGAUUUCUUCAGGGGUCAAGAGAUCCAUUCAAUCGAUCUUGUCCACGGUCUACAGUAUGUGAUUUCUGUAAGCGUGGGCGAAUUAGACCAACCGGGAACCACAACCUCACUUCUGAACGUCGCCCCAUCCACACUUCCCACUUCAACUGAAACUCUCAACGAAACAGCCAAACGCAAGACUCCCAAACCAGUUUCACUCGUCGACUCAUCUCAGCCUAAUCUAACCGACAAUGUUGAAGGGCUCCCGCUAGUCCACUUCAGAACUUACCUCGUCCAGCUUCUCAAAUCCGGUCAGCGUGAACCCCGGGUCGAGCUCCUGCCCCAUGGUCCAUCGUUUGAUUUCAGGCUUCGACGAGCCCAAGCGCCAUCUGAGGACUUACUCAAACUAGCCCUACAACGGCAUCUACCGAAGAAACCGGCGGGCGAAAACAAGAAGGCACAGGGAAAUAAGAAUGUAGACAUCGAUGAAAUGGGCGACAAAGUCGGUAAAAUCCAUGUUGGUCAGCAAGAACUCGACAAGCUUCAAAGCAGGAAGAUGAAAGGUCUUAAGAAAGAUAGACAGGGCAAAAAGAAAUCCGACCAACAGAAAGAUACCGAUGAUGGCGCGAGUGAUGACGAAAUCGAGAUGGAGGAUGGGGCGCAAGAACAAGAAGAGAUGGGGGCGAUCGUCGAACUAGAGCAGUCCAAAGUGACCAAAAAAUAA
Messenger RNA from Puccinia triticina, 1188 nucleotides. RefSeq lists its product as uncharacterized. The record is from RefSeq and is a predicted model, not a curated record. The transcript has 2 exons. Gene Ontology annotation, cellular component: nucleolus. Gene Ontology annotation, molecular function: rRNA binding. The coding region runs from base 1 to 1188 and encodes 395 amino acids. Gene Ontology annotation, biological process: ribosomal large subunit assembly; maturation of LSU-rRNA from tricistronic rRNA transcript (SSU-rRNA, 5.8S rRNA, LSU-rRNA). Lineage: Eukaryota; Fungi; Basidiomycota; Pucciniomycetes; Pucciniales; Pucciniaceae.